This is a messenger RNA of Fibroporia radiculosa, 1404 nucleotides long. RefSeq lists its product as uncharacterized. Lineage: Eukaryota; Fungi; Basidiomycota; Agaricomycetes; Polyporales; Fibroporiaceae. The transcript has 4 exons. The record is from RefSeq and is a predicted model, not a curated record. Bases 1 to 1404 code for a protein of 467 amino acids.
AUGUCCUCUGCCGCGAGUGCCCGUUCUCCCUGGCCCUCGCCGACUGCUGCCCCCUCCCCCCCGUCUGCCCCAAUAAGGCACAAGAGGCAGCUUGACUAUCGUUGGUCGCCCUCAGCCCACUGGGACUACCCGCGACAGAACGUUCCCAGCGGCACGACCUGUGGCGGGACCAUUGACGAUGAGGCCCAAAUCUCCGAGGCGUUGCAAGCUUGCUUCGACUCCAACAACGGAGUCUUUUCCUGCUACCCAGAAUCCAAUACUGUCGUUGCUCAGCAUGAAUGGGCAGGAUUUGUCUGGAACACCAGAUUGCCUCAGUUCACCGAGACAAAUCAGGUCGACGUCUAUCUCUACAACGCGGAUUCUUUAACACCGGUUCUCAGUUUCCUUGGACAAACCAACCCCAGCACAACGGCUGGCCAAGUUAACGCUUGCGUCAACGACACCUGGUUUGGUGAUCGUGGCCUGGAAUGGAAUGGUGGGACGCAAACAUACUCCUUCUAUUGGGAGAUCAGCCCUGCUACCCAAACAGCUUCCGGACAGCUCUCGCCUUUGGCGACUUUUGCGGCCAUCCAGACUACGUACGCUGAUUCCGUUGCUUCAUCGAUGUCGUCUGCAUCAGCCGCCUCUGCCUCCUCUGCUGCUUCCGCUUCCUCUGCUGCUUCGGCGUCAUCAGCGUCUGCGGCGUCGUCGAAAUCGGCAGCAGCAACGUCUGUGACCGGCAUAUCCUCCAUCAAUGCAUCAUCGACCAUCCCAUCGACCACGUCGUCGGCUGGUUCAGGAUCAGGAUCCGUGCAGUCACUCAAUAGUACUAACUUCCCCCAUUGGGCUAUCGCUGUCAUCGUCGUCCUCGGUUUCCUCGCGCUCGUUGCUUGUGGUGUCCUUGCCUUCUUCAUCUCUCGCCGUAUGCGCAAUCGGAGGAAUAGCAUGCUCUCACACCGUGGCUCCAUGAAUUCUGCCUCGCCCAUGAUGGCCAAUGCCGCCACAGGACAUUCCGCGCAAUCUCCGUUGCUAGGUUCCGCGGCUCUGGCCGCUGGCGCCGGAGGAGCUGGGACAACAGAAAGUGGGGAUCAUCGGCCAACUUCACCUACAGACGGUCAUGACGGUGCCUCGACCAUGUCAAGGACUAGCGAUCCGGGUCUCUUCUCUGGUGCAGAUGCCGCGAUCAUGGCUGCCGCCUUCCGCACUGCCUUACGAAAACCUGACUUUGCGAACGGGCCGGGAGACGAUGGAGAAAGUCCGGAUAGCAACGUCCUCGAACCACCUGGUGUGUUGCUGAGAGAGGAGUUAGCUGAAGAAGGAAGAGACAUUCGCAGUGUAGACUCAUCGAGAGGGGUCAGAGUAGAGACGUUGAGCGACGCUGCUGACGACGACGCCGCCACGACGGUACGGGACGAUCCGCAUUAG